AUGGUCUUGUUGCUGUUGCGAUGGGUAAGAAGGGGGAGACUGUCCUGCCUGUUGGCUACUGAAGAGCUUUCUCUUGCUCCUGAGCCAGCACAGCCAUCACAGAGAGUAACGUUGAAGCUCGUCAGUAGUUUGGCAUCCCUGCUGAGACACUGGACAGUCCGACGGUUGGACCUGACUGAGUUCUGCGUCCCUGCUCAGUGUCUCAUAACGCUGCUGCUUCAUGAUGCUCCUCUAACAAUCAAACUGAGUCCAGAGAAUGUCCAGCAGCUACUGGACCUCCUCCAUGAAGUCCAGGACAAGGCCUUGACAUUGUCCUUCUUGACUAAGGUUGGUGGAGACCUGACCUCCUGCUCUCUGACCUGGGAGCAGCUUCACUAUGUGCUGCAGCAGUCGUCAGCUCAGACCAUCACUGUGAACCUGAGGAAGAACCAGUUCUUACAGGAGAGCGUCACACGUCUGCUUCCCUUCCUGGACAGGAUUUCAUUUAAAAGGUCCAGUCCCAGCUUUGUGAAGCAGGCCAUCACUGAGGUGUAUAAAGCACACGCCAGCCAGCUCAUACCCAGUUUACUGAGAUCAUUCGAUCAGGUGAUCAGCCUGACCUGCAGAGAGCUGGACUCAGUGGACUGUGCUGCUGUGCUCUUCACCCUCAGACACAGUGUCAGAGUUAAACUGAACCUGGUGUGGACCUCCAUACCAGCAGGGGAAACAGAGUCCUUCCUCUUCUCACUGGACAAAGUUUCUCAGCUCAGUGUUGACAGGAAUCUGCUGCUGAGGUUCAUCCACUGCUGUGCUGCCUGUGACGCCCAGCAGGAGGCAGCAUCAGGCCUGCUGAGGACCACACAGCACAGGCUGGAUCUGUCCUGCUCCUCCUGUGUGGAGAUGUCAGAGCAGGAUCAGACUGAGACUCUGCGUCUGACGGCUAACGACUGCAGAGCCGUCUCCACCAUCCUGAGACACAGCAGCCAGGACAUACAGCUCGACCUGCGAGACUGUGAGGUGGAGGACCACGGACUGGAUCUGCUCUUUCCUGUCUUAGACAGAGUCCGCCUCAGAGCCAGUAAAGCUGUCAUCCUCCAGCUGGUGUCCCUGGUUCCUGUGAUCAGUGAGAGGGACACGGUGAGACGGGCGGUGUCCCUGUGUGAAGCCCUGGGUAGAGAGCUGGACCUCAGUCACACCACAGUGGAUCAGAGGGCCUGUGGAGCUUUGGCCCGGAUGCUGGAGUUCUCUGAUGGACUGACGGAGCUGGACCUCAGUCACUGUCAGCUCACUGACCAGCUGCUGCUCACACUCAUCACACAUCUGCACAAAGUCCAAGUCCUGGAUUUGAGUCACAACAAGAUCACUGAUGUUUCUACUGACAAGUUACUCCAGCUGGUCUCCAUCAACCCUUCCACUGAGACUGUGCGACUCUUCAGUAACAACAUCAUGGACAGAGCAGCUUUUCAGAAACACAAGCACUUUGAAAUAUGGUGAACCAUCCGUCAGUCAGGCGACAGCGUGACGUUCAGGGAAAAACUGUUUUG
Molecule: messenger RNA, 1523 nt
Organism: Toxotes jaculatrix (banded archerfish)
Lineage: Eukaryota; Metazoa; Chordata; Actinopteri; Toxotidae
Product: protein NLRC5-like
Exons: 7
Coding region: 1-1473 (490 amino acids)
Molecular function (GO): protein binding
Source: RefSeq, a predicted model, not a curated record